Molecule: messenger RNA, 2043 nt
Organism: Penicillium bovifimosum
Lineage: Eukaryota; Fungi; Ascomycota; Eurotiomycetes; Eurotiales; Aspergillaceae
Exons: 2
Coding region: 1-2043 (680 amino acids)
Source: RefSeq, a predicted model, not a curated record
AUGCACCUCUUCAAAAGGAAGUCGCCUUCGAAUCGCACUACUCAACAUUCCAUGCGCAGUGCCGAACAGCUGGCAGACCCCGCGUUUACUCCACCGGCCCCCGACUUGGACCGGCGCUUCUCACAAAUUGAGUACACGUACGACCCCGUCCCUGGUCCUGUACAAAAUCAACAGACCUUGAAUCGCUCUCAAAGCCAACGUACCACUUCGCGCGAUCGCCCGACCGUUAACAUUGUCGCCCCUGACGACUCGCAGCCUCGUCGCGGCAGAAAGGGCCUGUUCUCCUCCAGUAUUGAGCGCAGCGCCUCGGUCAAGGGCAAGACCUCUCAUUCCGCGCAACCUGUUUCACCCCGAGUUUCACAUCCACAGACCCUGAACGAAUCCGACGAGUUUCCCGAGCAUUAUUCCCAUUCCGAGGACCUCACACCUGUGACCGCGGGAUCUGCAGCUUCCCAAGAACAAUACAAACAAUCCCAACGAGGCCCCCGACCCUCUCAUCCUGCUCACUCCCAAGAUAGCUCUGAGUGGUCACAGCAGCGACCUGUGCAACCCCAACUUUACACCCAGCCGCCUCCACCGAUUCGGCGGUCAAACACCGACCCAUCCUUGCUCGAUCCAUACAUUCGCCCAUCACCGACCGAGAUUGUGCCCGAGUCACCGCGAUAUCCGGAGAAUCAUCGUCAGGGACAACAUUUUACUUCUCAGGAUCCGGUACUGUCCCAGACUGACGAGCUGCUUUCCCCGUUACCGUCUCAUAAUCCUGACGCCAUGCAGUCUUCCCCGCAGGCACCACAGGCCCAAGGUCAAUUUCUGUUGGACAAAACACCAUCGACAGGUUCGCAGGGUCGGAGUCGGCAGGGUAGCUUGUCGAACAACAUGCCUGAUCCCGGGCGGAGUACACCUACGAAUACACACCGCCGCGAGGGGUCCGAGGAAAUUGAUGUGCGGGCAUUGCUCCAGAAGCAUGAUGAGCUGCAGGCCAAGUAUUCCAAAGUGAAACGAUACUACUUUGAGAAAGAUGCGCAGGUUCAGCAUCUUCAAAACACGGUAGCCCACCAGCGAAUGGCGGUGUCGCGCACCGUCCUUGACGAUAAUGAAUAUUCGAACCGAUUUCAACGACUUGACGGAGCUAUCAAAGACCUUGCCUUUUCUGUGCGCAAAGACUGGCGCAGUAUACCAUCGUGGCUGAGCGGGAUGGUCACCGAUAAUGCUUUGUCAGUGGGCACAAAGGAGAUGACCGCGGUCGGACGGGCAGUGAUCAGCCGAUGGCUAGUAGAAGAGGUAUUCCAGAGAUACUUCCACCCAUCCUUGGAUGCAGCCUUCAGUGUGCAGCUAAAGAGUAUCGAAAUGAACCUGCGACGACAGCGACCGUCGUCCGACGAAGAUCGCGAUAAUGCAUCUGCCAGAAUUUCCUACUGGCGCCGGACAACCUUUGACGGAUUAACCGACUCUUUGACCGGACCCGAAGCUGACGAACACCGCGGACAGCUUGUCGAGCAUCUAAUCGUUGAACUCGCCGCAUUCCUGGGAUCGCAGUUAAAAGAGAGCGCGCAGCCAGGCCUGGAAGCCAGCGUGCGCAUGAUCAUCGAAAACUCCAUCAACAUUAUUGAGAAAAUCCCCCUCGAAGCCCGUGAUGUAUGCGUCGAUUACUUCCCACCGGGCAUCUCCCUUACCGAGCAAUACAUGAAAGUCGAAGGCCCACUACCACCACUAAGCCAACCGCCCCCACCGCCAGACCCAGAGCAACUCGACGAGCCCAGCGCAGACGGAGACGCGUCAACCGGAGUCACCGAGAAUGCCUCACCGUUGCACCACAAGCCCACGAAGAAGUCCUCCAUCUUUGGCGGGUUGAUAAGCCGCAAGCAAGCCCCCAAUGAGAUGGGUCGCCCGGCGCUAGGCCCCGGACCAACCGAAGAUAAGAACGAGGUCGACGCAACCCCGAACAACCCGCGUAUCCGCUUCGCAGCGUUUUUGGCUGUUGAGGUGCGUGGUAAGGGUCCUGCAACGGUGCUGGUCAAGUCACCCGUAUGGUUGGUGGAGUGA